GAGGAAAACUGAGCAACAGCCACGACUGUGGACGCGAGCGUCUCCGGUGUGCGCAUGCGCCCGCUCAGCGGCCUGCUUCUAUUUAUGUGGGGGACCCAACAUGGCGGCUGCGGCGACCCUGGCGAUGGCGGUGGAGCUCAUCAGCACGUAGUAGCGGGGACAGGGACCCGGUUCGCACUCACGGUGGCGUCCGCGGAGGCGGCUGAGGGUGCUGGAGGGAAGAAAAGCGACGGAGAGCGGAAGGAAAGGCGGGCAGGCACGCCGUGCGGGGUCGAGGCGAGAGCCGGCUCGAGCGAGCGCCGAGGGCCAGAACAGUGGGGAUGGCGGAGCCGCGCAGAGUCGCGUUCAUUAGCCUGUCACCGGUGAGGCGGCGCGAGGCCGACUUCGCGGGCGCCGAGCGCGAGCCCCCCCGCCUGGAGCCGCCGCAGCCGUACCGCGAGCCGGCCCGGGCGGAGUCGGCCCCCCGCGCUGACGCGCAGCACCCGGCGCGCGACAAGCCUCUCCCCCAGCGCGAGGUCAGCCGCGCCGAGCCGCCCAUGGCGCUGCAGCGCGAGCCCCCGCGGCCCGAGCCGCCGCCGCCGCCGCUGUCCCUGCAGACCGCCCCGCCGCGGGACUCGGCUGCCCGGGCGGAGCCGCCGCCGCGACCGCCGAAGGAGACGGUUCGCCUGGAGCUGGUGCUCAAGGACCCCACGGACGAAACCUGCGUGGAGUUCAGCUACCCGGAGCUGCUGCUGUGCGGAGAACAACGGAAGAAGCUUGUUCAUGCAGAAGACCCAUUUGAUGAUGAGCAUAAGGAGAGGCAAGAAGUGGAAAUGUUGGCUAAGAAGUUUGAAAUGAAAUAUGGUGGGAAAGCCCGUAAACACCGGAAGGAUCGGCUACAAGAUUUAAUUGAUAUAGGCUUUGGCUAUGAUGAAACAGAUCCAUUUAUUGAUAACUCAGAGGCUUAUGACGAAUUAGUCCCUGCUUCUCUAACAACAAAAUAUGGAGGCUUCUAUAUCAACACUGGCACUCUUCAGUUUCGCCAAACGUCAGAUACUGAAGAAGAUGAUAUUACAGAUAACCAAAAGCACAAGCCACCCAAGGUUCCCAAAAUAAAAGAAGAUGAUAUUGAGGUAAAGAAGCGGAAGCGGAAAGAGGAAGGGGAAAAAGAGAAGAAGCCAAGGAAAAAAGUGCCCAAACAAAUGGGAGUUGUGGCUCUCAAUUCACACAAGUCUGAAAAAAAGAAGAAGCGAUAUAAAGAUUCCCUUUCUUUGGCUGCCAUGAUACGAAAAUUUCAAAAAGAGAAGGAUGCAUUAAAGAAGGAAUCUAACCCUAAAGUCCCUGUGACCCUAACUACUUCCUCUCUGACCAAGCCCUCUUGUGCUGCUACAGCCCUGGGGGAUGACAUCUCGGACUUAGGUCUGAACAGUGCUGAUCCAGACCUCCCUAUUUUUGUUAGCACAAAUGAACAUGAAUUGUUUCAGGAAGCUGAGAAUGCCCUCGAGAUGCUAGACGACUUUGACUUUGACAGAUUACUGGAUGCUGCUUCUGAUGGUAGCCCGCUCUCUGAGUCAGGGGGAGAAAAUGGAAACACCACUCAACCCACCUUAACCUCUCAGGUUCUACCCAAGGUGGUACCUACACUUCCAGAUGGCCUACCUGUGCUCCUUGAAAAACGCAUUGAGGACCUUCGUGUAGCUGCCAAACUUUUUGAUGAAGAAGGAAGAAAAAAAUUCUUCACACAAGAUAUGAAUAAUAUUCUUCUGGACAUUGAGUUACAGCUACAAGAACUAGGCCCUGUCGUUCGUAGUGGUGUCUACUCCCAUCUUGAAGCAUUUGUGCCAUGUAAUAAGGAAACACUGGUAAAACGUCUAAAGAAGCUACAUCUUAAUGUCCAGGAUGAUCGUUUAAGGGAACCUCUGCAAAAAUUGAAGUUGGCUGUUAGCAACGUCAUGCCCGAACAGCUAUUUAAAUACCAGGAGGACUGCCAGGCUCGCAGUCAAGCCAAGUGUGCCAAGGUGCAAGCAGAUGAAGAACGGGAAAAAAAUGGAUCUGAAGAUGAUGAUGAGGAGAAACCAGGGAAACGAGUCAUAGGCCCACGAAAGAAAUUCCACUGGGAUGACACCAUUAGAACUUUGUUAUGUAACCUUGUUGAGAUCAAAUUGGGAUGCUAUGAAUUAGAGCCAAAUAAAAGCCAAUCUGCUGAGGAUUAUCUUAAAUCCUUCAUGGAGACAGAGGUGAAGCCACUUUGGCCUAAGGGCUGGAUGCAGGCAAGAAUGCUUUUUAAGGAAAGCCGGAGUGUACAUAAUCAUCUCACCUCUGCUCCAGCAAAGAAAAAGGUGAUUCCUGCAUCAAAACCCAAAGUCAAGGAGGUGAUGGUAAAGACCCUUCCUGUUCGUUCUUUCCCCACUAUGCUGAAGGAAUGUAGCCCGAAAAAAGACCCAAAGGCUCCUGCAUCUUUGGUGGCUUCAGUUGGUGGUCCUUCCACGAGCUCCAGUACAUCCAUCAUUGCCUCAGCCAGCUCUAGCUCAGCACCAGCCCAAGAAACCAUCUGCCUCGAUGACUCCCUGGAUGAAGACCUUUCUUUCCACUCAUCUUCACUGGAUCUUGUAUCUGAAGCUUUAGCUGCCAUCAACAAUGGGAACAAGGGCCCCUCAGUUGGCUCAAGGCUAAAUGUGCCAACUACAAAACCUCGUCCAGGACUGAGAGAAGAAAAACUAGCAAGUAUCAUGAGUAAGUUACCACUGGCUACUCCCAAAAAACUAGAUUCUACUCAGACUGCACACUCAUCAAGUCUUAUUGCUGGUCACACGGGGCCAGUACCAAAGAAACCCCAGGAUUUAGCUCAUACGGGCAUUUCUUCAGGCCUUAUUGCUGGUUCUUCAAUUCAGAACCCUAAAGUUUCCUUAGAACCUUUGCCAGCCAGGCUACUCCAGCAAGGACUGCAAAGGUCAAGCCAGAUACAUGCUUCGUCCUCUUCUCAGACUCAUGUCUCCUCCUCUCAAGCCCAAGUUGCUGCCUCCUCUCAUGCUCUGGGAACAUCAGAGGCCCAAGAUGCUUCUCCGUUAACACAAGCAACAAAGGUGCACCAGCACUCAGCUGUCCAGCAGAACUAUGUGUCUCCAUUACAAGCCACCAUUAGUAAAUCACAGACCAACCCAGUGGUGAAAUUAAGUAAUAACCCCCAGCUUUCCUGUUCGUCCCAACUACUCAAGACUUCAGAUAAGCCACUGAUGUAUCAUCGCCUCCCUUUGUCUACCCCAUCACCUGGAAAUGGGUCUCAGGGGCCCCACCCCCUGGUUUCUAGGACAGCACCGAGCACCACUACCUCCAGUAAUUAUUUAGCCAAGGCUAUGGUGUCACAAAUCUCCACCCAGGGUUUCAAAUCUCCCUUCUCAAUGGCUGCAUCUCCCAAACUUGCUGCAUCUCCCAAACCUGCCACAUCCCCCAAACCUUUGUCCUCACCUAAGCCUUCUGCCUCACCCAAGCCCUCUCUGUCAGCUAAGCCUUCAGUAUCAACUAAACUUAUUUCUAAAUCCAACCCAGCUCCCAAGCCUGCUGUAUGCCCGACUUCUUCCAGUCCAAACACACUAGUAGCCCAGAGUAGCCAUCCCUCAACUAACAACCCCGUCCAUAAACAGCCCAGUGGAAUGAACAUCAGCAGACAGUCUCCCACUCUGAAUUUGUUGCCCUCAAAUCGCACUUCUGGCCUUCCAUCUACAAAAACUCUUCAGACCCCUUCUAAAUUAACAAACUCAUCAUCCACUGGAACUGUUGGGAAGAACAGCUUGAGCGGAAUUCCAAUGAAUGUACCUGCCAGCAGAGGUAGCAACCUUAACUCAAGUGGAGCUAAUAGGACUAGUCUAUCUGGGGGAACAGGAAGUGGAACACAGGGUGCUACUAAACCGUUGUCUACUCCACAUAGACCAACCUCUGCCUCAGGGUCUUCAGUGGUAACAGCCAGUGUGCAGUCCACAACAGGAGCAUCAUUAUUGGCUAAUGCCUCACCUCUGACUCUCAUGACAUCACCUUUGUCUGUAACAAAUCAAACUGUGACUCCUUUUGGGAUGCUGGGUGGCCUUGUUCCAGUGACCAUGCCCUUCCAGUUUCCCUUGGAGCUACUUGGCUUUGGAACGGACACAGCUGGAGUGACAACCACCUCGGGAUCUACCUCAGCCGCUUUCCAUCACAGCCUAACUCAGAAUUUACUAAAGAGUUUACAGCCGGGAACUCAGCAUGCAGCAACACUUUCCCACUCACCUCUGCCUACACACUUACAGCAAGCAUUUAAUGAUGGAGGCCAAAGUAAAGGGGACACUAAGUUACCACGGAAAUCUCAGUGACUUCCCAGCAAUCAAGAGAGGAAUCAUUUGACUGGCUGAUGGGACCUACCUGAUGGGAAAGUCUUAUGUGGUCACAGGGCUGCUGUUUCUGUCGAUGUUUACAUUCUUGUCCCAAGCACUGUGGUGAGGAGGAAAAGGAAAGAAAAUGUUACUUGAGCAAAGCCAGGUGCAGGAGGAAGAAGUGCUUUUGUGGAAAGUUAGUGACCUUUGGUCUCUUAAAGUUCCCAUAGGAACUUUAAAAGAGACUCAGCUGUCAAACCCACAGAAGUAUCAAUUUGAUUUUUUUUUUUUUUUACCCUGGGGGGAGAAAGAAGGAAGUUGAGAGGAUUUGGGUAAAUGGCCAUCCAUCCUGGGGGUUGGAUCUGAACACUCUACAUAAAAGUGCAUAAUAAAAGCAACUAAAAAGCAGAAUUAACCCAGUUUGAGGAGAAUCAGUCAUGGCUAUGUAGUGGACAGAUUUGCUACAGUCAGUUGCAUGAUGCUCUCCAGACAGUAGCCCAAGAGUACUGUACCCUCAAAUGUCCUGAGCAAACUUGAAUCUUCUCCAGUAUGUAGCAGUUCACAGUGUAAGUCAGUAGACUGAAAAUGCUUCAGCAAAGUUGCUGUAGCACAGCGAUAUAUAUUACUAUAUCUUCUAGAUUUUUAAAGUAAGGAAAGUGAGCCUGUUGCUCUUAACAGACAAAAUGUAGACCCUUUUUGUGAAAGGGUCUAUUUCAUCCUCCUUCCAGAGUAGGUACUGAACUCCUCUGUGCAGCUGACUGUCGUCCGGUCUGGACUGGUUAGUAUUUAUUUCUACUGCUGGUGCGCAGAAGUGAGUGCUCACAUUUCCUCUUGAUCAUGGGGUCUUUGCUGUUGGGCUGCUGCUUUGCUGCUCAUCUCCUUUGUAGCCUGCCAAGAACUGCAGACGCCCAGUUCCCUCACUGUACAGUGCUCUUUACUAGUGGUACUUUAGGUGAUUAGAGCUGUUGAUAUAAACAGUGUGCACAGCAUCUGUUUCUUUGUGGGCCAGCUAAAUAGCAUAUACAUAAUAGUACACUGUUUUAAAGGGACGAACCCCAGUAAGAGUACUGAUGUGCACAAGGGAUCACCUUUUAUUUCUAUCACAGUGAGACUUUAUGCCCUAUAUCCAGUGCAGUAAAAAUGUUUCAAGCAUUUGGAAUCUUAAAGUUUUACUAGAAUUUACUUUGAAUGCUGAUAUUCAAGUAAACCUACAGAUAAUUAAGAUUCUUUAAUUCUGGUUUCUGUAUGUGAAUAGAGACAAUGAAGGGUGUAAAGGGGAAAACAUACAAUUCUAUUUGGAAACUUAUUUUUGCCUCAAUUACAUUGUGGUGUCCCCUGAAUUUUAAACUUCUAAGUGUUUUCAAACUGUCUAAGAGUAGCUCUAAGUGAUGUAACUUUAGUCUAUAUAUGAUGACAGAUUCGUUUAUAUAUGAUGACAGACUAGCCUGGUAAUAACAAGGUUGCUUUUAUAUUCUCAUUACAUGUUACCAUGUACGAUUAAGUUUAUACAGAUUAAGAGUGUUAACCAGGCCCAAUUUUCCUUUAAUAAGCAGAAGUCCCAAGAAGCAUCUAGGACUAUAAUAACCAACCACAGAUCUACUCGGAUUUUUAAUGCCUAUAAUUUGACUUAAGUCGCAUUGGCAUGCUUCAUAGCCAAAAGUCGAUGAAUAAAUAAUUUAAAACUUUAGUUCCAAGAACUUGUUACAGUAAGGGAAAAUGAUUGUUCAGAAGAACCAUUGAAGCUUGGUGUGCUGCCCAGUGCUUGUAAUCCCAAUACUCAGGAGGCUGAGGCAGGAGGAUCUCAGGUUUGAGGCCAGCUUGGAGUAUAUGUCAGUGAGUCCCAGGCUAAUCUGAACUGGGCUAACAAUGAGACCCUGUCUCAAAAAAGAAAAGAAAUCAUUGGUAUAAUUUCUUGACUAUAGUAAUUUAGUUUAUCAGUAAAACAAAUACAGAUGCUACAUGAGCCCAGUAGAUAUUUUGGAAAGAUACAGGGACGUUGAAGACAGCUUUGACUUGAACUUAGCAUGCUCAGUUUCAUUUGAAAGGUCUCUUAGAGGAACUUGCUCAGCUCUUGGCUUACUAUAGUACCGGGUGACUUCUUUACAGACAUGCCUGCUAAUACGGCCUGGGCUGCUGUGCUGGAGGUGUGCUUAGGAAGGCGGCCUUUGGCUUCACUUCCUCUACAAAGGAGAAGUCAGUGCGUUUAGUCUCUUCCUGCUGAUACCUGUGUGUUUGUGUGUUUACAUAGACACACCCAUUCAUAUAAAUCAAAUGCUAUUAAAAGUCAAUAAUGAUAAUUGUAGUUUCUUAAAUCCAUCACUUCUGAACCAUACUAUAUGAAGGCUCUGAUGGUUCUUUGCCAUCAUUAGAAAACAAGAUUGGUAAUUCUUUUUCCUGUGUCUUUUUAUAAAAUUCCCUGAAGCCCUGGGCUCUAAGAAUAUAAGAUGUAAAGUAUAUUCUGUUCCUGUCAGUCUUGGUUCCCUAAGGACUGCUGAGAGAUCCCUACUUCAGCAACCCUCUCGUGUUAUACAGAUAAAUCAGAGAGAGUCCUUUCUACAUGUAAAUACAUUUCUUUCUAUAUCAUAACAUUGAAAAUGGUCUCCAUACUUUAUGGUUACCUGUCUUUACAGUUUUUAUUACUAAAAACAAGCGUAUAAGUUGGUUAUUUUUUAACAGAGACUUGCGACUCAUACUGUAUUUUUGCACUUAAAGUCAAAUUAUGUUAUUUUUAAAAUGGUGAAUAACUGGAAAGGAUAUCUGUAGAGCAGUGUGUAUCGCUAAAGAGCAUUAGCAAGAUCCAAAUGCAGAGGUAAAUCAGCACACUUAACCCACUCAUGGGGUACUUGAUUCAGGAAGAUUAAGCUAUUUGUUUCCAACUGUCUUAUAUUUGAAAUUGCCUUCACUGAUGUAUAAGCUGUUACUGUACAUACAAGGUGAUCCUCAGUAUUCACAAGCAAUAACAGUCAGCAGAGCUGUCCUCGGACAGCAGUGCUGAACCUCAGUUGGAGACUGUUUGGAAGCAAAGUGUCAAGCUCAUUGAGAGCCUCCAAAAUAAAUGCAAGCAAUAAUUUCUAUUAAAGUUAAAUUAUAAUUCUUCUCAUGCUUCUGAGAACAGAGUGGGAAAUCAUGAUUUUAAAACAAUCUGGAGAAAAGAUUUGGGGGGAAAGAAGCCAAGUUUUAAUCCAUAGUAAGAAAGUCCUUAUACUUUGAAGAAAUCAGGAAGAUUUAAUUAGCACAUUCUUUCAUGCCCACCACCCCUUUGAUGGAUGUUAUUAGCCCAAAUUAUAUUGUUUUGUAUCAUAGAUGCUGAAUAAGGCUUAUUUGGGUCCCAACACUGGGGGAAGAACCGGGCAUAUACCCGUUUGAAAACUGUGGGUUUGACACCUGCUUGGAAACAGCUUAUUGGAACUGAUCUUAACCCAGGAUAUUUUUUCCCAAAGCAGAUCUAAAUUGUUUACUAUGCAGAGAUGGAAAGGGCAGGCACUCCUAUUCUCUCUCCUCCAGAUGCCCUCUCCCACAACCCUUUCCACCUCUACUUGGCUCAAGACUUUCUGAAAUGAAAAUUCUACUGUUAUUGCAACUGCCAUUGGUUAUAAGAACUCUGUCCUUUGGGAUCGUCUCUAGAACUUAUCUGUCCUACUUGCUGCUACAUUUGGAAAUGAAUUUGCCUGUGUUGGUUGACUUUAACUUCUCUGUUUGUAGGAGAUUUUGUCAUGUCUUUGCUCCCAGUGUAGAACUAGGGUACUUUAUUUUAGGAGUGUACUACAAAAGCACACUGGUCCUUGUAUUGUUAUUAUUAUCUAGGUUUUGAAUUUGUUUCCUUUGUUUGUUGGAUUUUGUUUUGUUUAAUUUUUCAAAUUGAAAAUAGAAGAAUGACAAAAGUCUAUACUGCAGGCCAAACUUGAGAACUGUCCUGUGCUUCAGCACGAGUACUUCUGCUGACCUGAUGUUCUCUGAAGGGGCACUUUGACUUUUAGUUGUACAUGUGUGACUUUUUGUUUUUGCUUUGGGGGUGCUUUUGGUUUUGUAAAAACAAAGCAGAAAAAAAGUACAGUAGUAGAUAAAUGAUCACAAACAUGUUAUGCAAUUUUAUUUUAUAAAGUUUUAAGGGAAAAGUUUAACUCCUUGUAAAUAAUUUCUUAUCUCUGGUAAAAAUGCUUAUAUACUCUAAACCAUGCUCAGUUCAGGCCUUUGUCUUUGUUAAGUGCCUUUUAUUUCUUUGUUUUUCUCCCCUCUUUUGAAACUUUUCAGACACCCUCAAAUACAUACUGAUUAAGUCAAGGGAUUCAGGAGAAAGAAUCUCAGACUUGCCAAGAUCAUAUCAUGUUAUAAUAUUCUUCCUUCUGCUUUGUGUGUGUGGACACAAGUACGAGAUGCACAGUGUGUAUCUAAAACCAGGAACAGCUGUUCGUGGCAAUCUCUCUCAGCACUGCCCUUUUGACAUUGCAGAACUUCUGCCCUGUUUGUUCCAUUGGUUUGAGUUGAUUCAGAUGGGCAGAUUGGGAAGUAGUCUUUGCACAUGAUGCUGGCUUCCCCUUCUGAAUAUCUGUAGAAGUUAAUAAGUGUGUGUGUGUGUGUGUGUGUGUGUGUGUGUAUAGGAUAAUAUAUAUAUAUAGCAUAUAUGUGUUGGUUAUUGCAAGCAUAAUAAACUCGGUGGACUCGUUGACUUUUUCUGGAUGUAAUCCACUUCUCUCUACCCUUCAAAUUUGGCAGAUGUAGUGUGUAAGGAAGCAUCAGAAUAAUAAGAGCAUCUUGUGGGCCAAUCUGAGAUGGUGCCCUAUGCAGACAAACACAUGGGUGGCUAGAGCUAGAACCAUGCAGUGGUAUCUGAAUACACUUUGAAGGAAGUUAGCACUCGUGUCAAUAUUAAAAGGUGUUUUCUUCUGGAAAAUGAUCUUUAAGAAAUUAUAUAGCUGAAUACCUUUUAAAACUUCAGUAAGCUUAGAAUUUAGAUAGUGAAAAAACACUUAUAAUCUGCAACAUACUUGAGAUUUUUAAUCUCUUUAUUUUCCAGAUGAUUAGAUUUUGAUCUGAUUUUGUGAUUAUUUAAAUAUCUUUCUUGAACAAAAUAACAUAACUUCCAGAAUCUAAGAUUUAUUUAUUUAUUUUAGAUGUGACAUGUUGAAAAAGACUAAAUUGAACCAAUUCUCUGUAAACAGUACAAAUAUAUCUACAAAAUACCCCAUGUAAGUAAAAUUUUAAUUGGAAAAGGAGACUUGUGGCUAAAAAAAAGAAGCUCCUGGUAGCAGAACUGUUGUCUGGCAGCCAGGAUCAGUAGUGAGUGUUAACUCCUAAACAACUUUAUCUAGGGGAUGUCAUUUAACCUUUGUGCCUCAGAUUACCCAUGAGACAAUUGGGUAUAAUAAUAAUUGCCUACCUCCCAGGGAUAUCAGAGACUUUACUAUUUCAAAAAUAUUUUGAGUUUUUCUAGAACAUCCUAUAUAAUUAAUAGUAUUAUCUUGCUGCAGAGGUUGAAAAGCAAAUGUUUUCCUUAAAAUGGAUAUAAAGAGCACCCUAUGGUCUUUAUGUUUAAAAAAAAUCAUUGGAAUUUUAAUUUAGAUGCAUAUUUGAUAUUUAAACAUACCAUAUUUAUAGUGUGGUAGAAUUACUAGUUUCAGGUUAAAUCAAAGGGGAUGACACCAAGUUUCUUAACUACCAAUUGAUUGUUUUAAGCUUUUAUGAUAUUAUUACCUCGUGUGAUAUUUUCAAGAUAGUCUGGUUUACAGAUAAACGAUCCUGGCAGGUUAUAGCUCCCUCCUCCACCUUCUGAAUUUACUUUACUUGUAGUACCUGCUUGGUGGUGGAAACUAAGGUUUUGCGUUUCUAACAGUAAAUCAGACCCUACACACUGCUCCUGUUUCUGUAGGUUUAUCCAGCUUUGCCCUGGGGGAGGGAGCUAUGUGUACUUUUAACUUAGCAGUUCAUGCUUCUUCAGCCCAUAAGCAAGUCGGAGCUAUCAGCUGCUCAGAUUGUAGGAAAAUGGGAGAAAGAAGACAGGAUUUAUUUCCUACCAGGAACAGAGGUAGGGAUGGUCAGAGUAGAAGGAAACAUGAUUUCCCUAGCUCCCGGGAGGAGAUUAAGAUCAUUUUAUCUCACCUUCUAUUAGUGCAUAAAACGUUUCUCUUUAAAACAAAGGAACAAAUGGAUGCAGCAGUUUUUGCUGGGGCUAAAUAGUGUGUAAGAGAGAGUGAGUGUGAGGGAGUUUAAAUUACAGCAGAGAGACCCGGGUAUUGUGUCGAGGAACAGUUACAGCUCAAGCGAGUUAGGAGAAAGCACUGGGCCUAAGCAGCUAGCACAUCUGGGCUGACCCCAGAACUGGCUUGGACCUGGUCAGUCUCUAAGCCCUAGGUGUUUGUUAUUGUUUUUCUAAAGUCCCUUUUGGCAUUUUUAUUGAUUUUUUUUUCUCCUCCAGAUAAGGCCUUAGUUCAUAACCUUUAAGUAUCAACUAUGCAGAUAAACAUACUCUUUAUUUUCUGCAUUUCCUUCUUGUUCCUUCUUCAAUAAAAAAUGUUAAGAUUUCAACCCAAAGUAAUAAGGUUUAGGGGGUUUGUCGAAUGUGUGUGUGUUUCCUCUGGGGAAUUAUAACAGCAGUCUAAAAUAGAUGCAUUGUCUGUGUUCAUCUGUCCUAAAAUGUGAACUUUACAUAAAAAGCUAGCUGAAGACCCUUUUACCUGUGCAGACCUGGAGUUAGUGUCGUGGAGCAUGUUUGUGCUUUUAUGAAGUCCCCAGUGUGUUGUUGAGAAGUUCAGUGUUUGGUUGACAGAGCUGAAAAGAUGGCUAAGACUGAUUGAAAAGAGCUUCAAAUAUUAAUGUUGAGUUCUUCGUUUCUUUUGGUCUUUAUUCUUGCCUUUGGUGUUGAGCUCUUAAGUUAGCCACUUGUUCCACUACAGUAUAAGUUGCUUGUGGUUAGAUCUAGGGAGGAAAGGCAGAUUGUUUCCACAUCCUCUUGCCCGCCACUUUUCUGUCUGCUCUUUGUGCUCCAACACAAAGAUAGUAUAAGUGGAUAGUUUGCAUCUUAGCAGAGGGCACAAGCAUAGGUUAUCUUGAGUUUAGUGGAAAUGCCUUCAACAACCUGAUGCUAAAUGACACUUUUCUCAUGCACACUCUUAGUACCAUUUGCUUUAAGGUGUUUAUUUGUGAUCCCCUUGUGUUGUGAUGAUUCUGCUUCUCUGUGUUUCCUAUGUAUUUCCAUUUCAUAGCAGUUGGUAUUCAAACUUUGUAUACUUUAACACUGCUAUCCAAACUGGUCAGGAACACAUUUUGAAGUCUCAGUAGUACAAUUAAGGUUCUGUAUAUAGUCCAGAACUUGGGGAUUACUGAUGAUUGGAAUAUUUUCCUCUUCUCAUUUAUAUUAAAAAAAAAUUAGAUCUCCUAGGCUGAGGGUGUAGCUCAGUGGUAGAGCUCUUGUCCAGCAUUUGCAAAGCCUGGAGGUCCAGGUCCAUAAUAACAAUAAAUAGGUCUCAUUUUUACAUAAUACCAGUACCUUUCAAGUUUCAUCAGAGGAAAUACAGUCUUCAUUAGGGCUCAUAACAGCCUGCCUUAUUUCCAUGCCUCCUCUAGAACAGAGCUCUUUUGCUAAGGUCUAUCUGAGCCAAGCCGACCUUUAAAUCCUUAGUCCCAGUUUUAAGUUCCUUGGAAAACUAUCAUUUGCCCUCACGUUGCUACAGUUACUUAAUUCUGGUUUACCGUGAGUCUGACUGGUGAGUGCUUGGUGGUAGAGCUCUGACUGAUGUCAGAUAAAAUGGCUUCCCUGAGGGAAUGUGAAAGUCAGUGGCUCCAUCUGUCUUCAAAGUACAUUUAGGAAUCAACAACUAAGAGAAGCCAUUGUCUGCCUGUGUGACAACUUGUGCUUAAAAGUUCACAACCAUAUUGUGUUUUCUGUACUUAGAGCCAUAGACUUUCCUCCUUUCUUGCUUACCUCUACUGUUUGCAGAAACAUUAUACCCUCUCAGAAAAUUGAUUUUUUCUCCCACACUGGCAAAAUUACCAAGGAUUUGCCCAGUUUUAGCUAGAAACAUAAAAAGGGAAAUAAAUUUUUAUCAGUUGGCAAAAGUAUUUCUUUUAAAUAGAAAGUUGAGCUAACUUUGGAACAGCUUUCUUGAUGUUUCAGCUCUGCCUUCAUAAUAGAUUAUACAUACCUUUUUGACAUGUGCUCAGCAAGGGCCUUCUCCCACACAGCCUCCUCUAAUUCAUAGUUAGCACCAGAGAAGAGACCAAGCUUUGCAGUGACCUGUUGUCAACUGAAAUUGAAGAACUGUCUUAUUCUAGAAAAUAUUGGAGUACUAAACCAUUCUUGGAGGAGAGUGUGUUCAUUUGAGCCUCCCCAAGCUUCCUCUUGUUAAACAGUAUCAAACUUUAAGGAGAGGAAAAGAAAUCUCUAUCUGAUGAAAAUUUUGUGCUCCAAAUAAUGAAAUAAAGUAUAACCAAGGUGGCUAAGAGUCGGGUAUUUUCUCUCUUUGCUGUGAGCAAGGUUUGUUUAUGAAUGCAAGAACUACCAUGGAUUGCAGACCUAUUUGCUAUAACUGGAAAACAAGAGUCUGAAUUUUAGUCUGCUGAAACACACAUUUCCAACCCUCUUUAAAAUUUAGAAAGGGGAGACUUUUCUUUAGUAGCAGAAGGAAAAACAGUUAUUUAUUCCUGAAUGUCCACUCUGCAGAGCUGCUCCCACCAGGGAAACAGUCCCUCCCCUUUCGGCAGCUCCACCCUGCACAGAUGCUAUCUUGUUUGCAAGCCGUCUCCCACAAAGGAGCCUGAGGAGUCCAUGGUCCUUUAGGGGAGAUGCCCCAAUUACUGUGUUGCAUCUACUCUUAGGAAGGUUGUUUUUUUUUUUUUUUUUUGCUAACUUGAAGGAUUAUAUGCUGUAUUUCAAAUAAGUGUGUGACUUAAUACUUUGAGACUUUUUUUUCCCUCUAAAAACUGGACCUGAAUGCAAGCUUUGAGUUGGUAUUUGUAAUAAUCUCAGGACCUGAAAGAUUGUAGCAUUUAGUGUGUCUUAAAAAUUAUGUACUGUACCAGCCAUGGAGUUUUGUAAAUAUACCUGUCUCCCUUUUUUUGUAUUAUUUUAGUAAAUAAAUAAAUAAAUUUAAUAAAAGGGGAUGGUGAUGACAUGUAUGUGUUUGUCUGUAUGUGCGAGUGUGCGUGCAUAAGGCUCUUUUAAGACAAAUUGGUGCUUGUUGAAUUUCUAGUUAAGCUUAGCAGGAAUAUGGACAAACUGCUGCUGUUGACCCUGCACUAAGCAAGGAGGAUGUCCAUCCUGCCUUUCCAGUAGUCUGUCUGCGCAGUACUAGUAAAUGGGAAGUAGAAUCUAAGCUCUUCUCCACAGCCGUCUUGCUGUUGCGAUCUUGAUCUAGUUCCGGCACCCUUUAAACUUGGGUACGAAAGUUUCCACCCUUCCCUGAUUCCUGGUUUUAGAACUCAACUUUUCUAAGAAAAAAAAAAAGGCAGGUUUAAAAAAAUAACAGCAACAAAAGAACUGCACAUUUCAUAAGACCCCUGAUGAAUUUGGGACAUGCGAGAACAUUCCUAAACGUGAACUUGCCGGCCUGGCCCAUGAUACACUCCUUCAGUGCAGGGACUCUGUUCAUCUUACUUUGCAGCAGCCCUGUUCAUAUUCCAAGUGUAACUAGCAAACCUAUUUUGAAAUAAGAGCCUUAUUUGAUUCAGAAUAGAUGUUUCCUGUCUAUCCUUUGUGACAGGACCUUUUACAUGAGUGGGUUUUUUUUUCCUUUUGUAUAUGUUAUAUGUGUGUUGUAUUAAAUAAAGAGGACUGUAAAUAUUACUCCCAUGUCUCUUG
Molecule: messenger RNA, 14115 nt
Organism: Microtus oregoni (creeping vole)
Lineage: Eukaryota; Metazoa; Chordata; Mammalia; Rodentia; Cricetidae
Product: ubinuclein-2
Exons: 18
Coding region: 321-4322 (1333 amino acids)
Cellular component (GO): nucleus
Source: RefSeq, a predicted model, not a curated record